CCGCUGCGCCCACAUCUAAUCCUCCAACAAUCUCUCCUAAACACAUUGCACAAAAAUCACGCCAUCCAAUCCUUCCAACAAUCGAUCGAUCUUCACAUCCACCAUCCACCAUCCACAAACCCCCCCACCCAGCAACCUUCAAAAUGCACCUCCCGACCCUCCUCCUCACCACCCUAACCGCCGCCCUCGGCGCCGCCGACCUGAUCGAAUACUGCCCCUUCGCGCAGGACAAGACGGGCAUGCUGCAGCACCCCUACUGCUGCGACAGCUACACGCCGUCGGCGGUGACCGAACUGGCGGAGGAGGGGAAGAACUGCCAACAAGUCACCGAGCCGGUGGCUAAGUGUCCUAAUGGUUUGGGGGUGAAGUGUUGUUAUACUAUUAACCAGAUUUUUAUCUGUACGGCGGAUGCGAUCUUGGAGGAUGAUUAGAUGGGUUAGGUUUGUUUCGGAGUAUACGUGGGGAUGGAGUGGUUGGAAAUGGGGGUCUGAGGAGUUGUGAUGAAUACAGUCGGAUAUGGGUUUGAGCUUGGGGCAUCGAGAGGAUAUGUUGUCGUGCGGUUGUCAAAAGUUACGUUUGAGGAGGAUGUUGUUGGGUUGGAGGAUUCUACCAGGUAAGAACUUCAGUGAGGGUUCAGGUUUGGUAUGAGUUCGGGGUAGAACUGCCCUCCUCCCCUGGCCAGUUGAAAUAGUCUGCUGCUCAGUGAAAUGAAUGACGUUCAUAUUGCUGGGAAUUCAUCAACCCUUACAUAGCAAAAUUCAUCGAAGCAGUCG
This is a messenger RNA of Aspergillus uvarum CBS 121591, 773 nucleotides long. RefSeq lists its product as uncharacterized. NCBI's taxonomy places the organism in Eukaryota, Fungi, Ascomycota, Eurotiomycetes, Eurotiales, Aspergillaceae. Bases 144 to 431 code for a protein of 95 amino acids. The transcript has 3 exons. The record is from RefSeq and is a predicted model, not a curated record.